UUUGGUUCUUGGCUGAUCUGGAACAGGAUCUCACUUUCACGCUGUAGAACUGUCAAUAGCGGCUUCUCCAGUCAGAAAUGAGUCACAUUGCGUGUGCACAUUUGCAGGCGGUGGUCGAGCUCCUCGAACACGGGGCUGACCCCAACCUGCCGUUGAGCAGAGCGGUGGGAAGUGCCCUGUGUGCGGCCGUGAGCACAGCGUACGAACAGCAGAGAACAGCAGCGCAGAGGAUCGCCUUGGUUGAUAAACUGCUUGAAGCUGGCGCCAAUAUCCUUGCACCGGUUCCUCUUCGGGAAGGACAGACCAAAGCUGUGGGAACAGCUGUUGACUAUGCCUAUUUUAAAUAUUAUCAGGAUACGAGAAUUGCUCACACACCGUACCACGUACUGUCAGCAUCUGAGCAGGAGGUUCUUCAAACACGCCGAUCGCUGCUGGAACACAUUACAGUGAAGCUCCGUGAGUGUGUCAUCCUGAAAGAGAAAGAGUGGGAUCAAGAAAAGUUGAGAAGAUCCAAGAAAUUGGAUUCAGCUGUUCACACACGUGUUUCAAAGAAGAAAGGAGGCAGCCUUUGUGUGGAAGAAGUGAGACUACCAUUCUUCAAGUACUGCUACCAGUGUGGCCGCUCGGUCGGUGUUCAGCUGUUGCCGUGCACGCGUUGUCACGAAGUCUUCACCUGCAGUGAGACCUGCAGAAGGAACGCCUGGAGCCAGCGGCACAGGCAGGAGUGCUCGGGGUCGCUGGAGAAGCGUACAAGUCAAGCAGCUCCGGACGCGAGCAGGGCAGGAUUGAAAAAGAAUGUCACUGGCAAAAAGGGGGAAAAGGGAAGAGAAGGAAAAGAGGACAGAAGAGGUGGAACAAAGAGUAAAGCUGGUACUGGAGGAAGAGAGCGGCACAGGAAGAACAACUGACUUGUUUCAUGUUGCUCCUGCUGUUGUGAGGACAGGUUUUAAUACCGCUGCACUUUGUGUGUUGUACUCCACUUCUACUGAAGUUAAGUGAUCUGAUGUGUUUUGAGAAACUAAACCCAAAGCAUCUCCCUAAGAUACCAUGUGGCUCGAGGAUGAAAAUGCCAUCAAAAAGCAGUGUGUGCUACGUAUUUAAGUAAAUGUCUUCAGUUAGAAGUACAGUGAACCUCAGAUUGAUUUUAAUUGUAUAAUGCUACAUAUAUGUUUUAAAAAGCAAUAUUGCCCAUUAUUAAACUUCAUUACGACUAUUCCCUCCUGUGGGAAACACAGGGCCUGUUUGGCAACUGGACUUGCUCUCUAGGGAGUUAUUUUGCUUCAUGGGGGGCUCAGAUCUGGGAUCCUGGGGAGAGUUUGCUGAGGACUGUUCAACCCUUAGACUGUUACCCCUUGAUUUAGCCCACAUGGGCACUGACAAUCCUGCCAGGAAAGUCUCCGAGCAUAUAAAAUGUGACCAUGUGGCUCUGGGGGUGAGAGUCAAGGUCAAGGGGGCCCAGAUGGUUUUCUCCUUGAUCCAAGUGGAAAGGCUUAAGGAAGAGUGGCUGGGUCUUGAAGUUCAGCACCUUGUUGUGCAGCUGUGUCACUGACCAUGGUUUGACUUUAAAACCGCAGGACCACACAGGGGGUCAAGGACCGGUGGGGAGGGGUGGAAUCCAUCUGACAAAGUCACCAGCUGGCCAGCUUGAGGAGACUAAGAAUAAUAGGAGGGAAAUGAUGGCCCACAUUCACGUGAGAAAGUGGUGGACUGGCCUGGUAAGCAAAGGUGUAGAUUGAUGCGGUUGAGAGUCCUCCAGGUGAACAGAGCGAGCGGAAUGGGGCCCACCUGUCAGCGACGUGCUGAGAGGACACCGGGGGUAGCUCGUCUUGAGAAACCAGCGCGACUGUUACACCCCGUGGAACCCCCGCCCACAGCAAAAGCCACACGCUCCCCCAGCGGGACGGGGCAGGAUCGGGAAACUAAAGGCAACCUGGGCUGAGGUAAGAACAGUUCAAUGGAACAGCGGAAAAAGAAACAAAGCAAACCAAACCAAACCCACCAAACAAAAAACCCCACCACAGUAACAACAACAAUGAUGAAAGAAUAGACAAAGCAAUGGAUAUACAGCACAACCUCUUGAAGAGAAGCUGCCAAAUUCAUGUAUACUAUGAUUAAAAAACGUACCCAUCAUUAACCAAUUGAUACGAGAUCAAUGCUUUCUGACCACC
Molecule: messenger RNA, 2168 nt
Organism: Columba livia (rock pigeon)
Lineage: Eukaryota; Metazoa; Chordata; Aves; Columbiformes; Columbidae
Product: ankyrin repeat and MYND domain-containing protein 1-like
Exons: 6
Coding region: 78-908 (276 amino acids)
Source: RefSeq, a predicted model, not a curated record